Nannizzia gypsea CBS 118893 is the source of this 2463-nucleotide messenger RNA. RefSeq names its product adenosylmethionine-8-amino-7-oxononanoate aminotransferase. The coding region runs from base 1 to 2463 and encodes 820 amino acids. Lineage: Eukaryota; Fungi; Ascomycota; Eurotiomycetes; Onygenales; Arthrodermataceae. The transcript is spliced from 5 exons. Gene Ontology annotation, cellular component: mitochondrion. Gene Ontology annotation, molecular function: pyridoxal phosphate binding; dethiobiotin synthase activity; ATP binding. The record is from RefSeq and is a predicted model, not a curated record. Gene Ontology annotation, biological process: biotin biosynthetic process.
AUGCUGUCGUCCUCGACGGUGGCCGCAGGGCUCUGGCGGUCGUCCCGCGCAUACCAAGUGUACGCCGCAAACACUGACAUCGGGAAGACCGUGGUGUCGGCAGUGCUCUUCAAUGCGAUUCCUGCGUACCGGCCGUGGGCGAGCAGUAAGCUUCGGUUCCUGAAGCCCGUCAGCGCUGGGCCGGCCGCUGAGGCGGAUGACAGACACAUAUCUCGAUUCACCAAGGGGGUCACGACGGCGUGUCUGUACGGGUACGACCGUCCGGUGAGCCCGCAUCUCGCUGCCAGAGAUCUGAAGAUACCACACAAUGAUGAGCUUCUGGAGAGCAUCAAGUCUACUCUUAACUACUGGGACCAGGAUGCACCGAGUUUUGCGCUGGUAGAGUCGGCUGGCGGCGUCUUGAGCCCUGGACCAAGUGGCCUGGUGCAGGCAGACCUGUACCGUCCCUUACGGCUGCCGGUCAUUCUCAUUGCGGACCACAGGCUAGGAGGCAUUUCUGCAUCCAUAUCAGCCUACGAGUCGCUGUGUAUCCGAGGGUACGAUGUCGAGGGCAUCGUCCUCUUCCAGGACCAGUACUACCAAAACCACGAAUAUCUGAAGGAUUUCUUCCAACAGAGGAACAUCAAGGUCUUUUCUUUGCCUCCUCCACCUCCCCGACAGGGGAAAGUAGAUAGUGAGACGGCUCGGCUGAGAGACGAGGAAGUCAUGGCUUCGUUCUACGAGAAAACAGCUAGACACGAUGAGGUGUUUGGCCUGAUGGACGAGCUCUCUAGCAAGCAUACCGAACGUUUAAAUCGACUUGAUUCCAUGCCUGUAAAGGCCAAAGAAGUCAUAUGGUAUCCAUUCACCCAACACAACGGAAUGACACCAAAGGAUAUUAGUGUCAUUGACUCCGCAUAUGGUGAUUGCUUCCAGACCCUGGCUCGCCCUGAGAGCAGCUCUUCCGAACAUGUACUGCGCCCAACGUUUGACGGAUCCGCGUCUUGGUGGACUCAGGGCCUAGGGCAUGGCAACCCAGAACUGGCUCUUACUUCGGCCUAUGCGGCUGGUAGGUAUGGGCACGUUAUGUUUGCAGGAACUAUCCACGAACCAGCUCUCGCCUUGUCAGAGCAAUUGCUAAAAACUUCCGGUAAUCCUCGUCUCCAGAAGGUCUUCUUUACGGACAAUGGUAGCACGGGAAUGGAGGUUGCUCUUAAAAUGGGUCUGCGAGUAUCCUGCACCAGAUAUGGGUGGGACUCAAGCAAGGAAAAUAUUGGCAUCGUUGGACUCAAGGGCAGCUAUCACGGAGAUACCAUUGGAGUGAUGGACUGCUCAGAGCCUUCGACGUAUAAUAAAAAGGUAGAAUGGUAUAGAGGCCGUGGCUAUUGGUUUGAUUUCCCGAUGGUUCAGAUGACUGAUGGUGUUUGGAAAGUUUCUGUUCCUCAGGGGCUAAAGACAGAGCUUGGAGAGGAUGUAUCAUUUUCAAGCAUCUCUUCUGUAUUUGAUUUGAAUGCUCGCAAGGGGUCGAGCAUUGCCUUGCGAUAUAGAAAUUAUAUCAAGAAGACACUAGAGAACGUUGUUCAAAGUGGCCAGAAACUCGGUGCUCUCAUCAUCGAACCCAUCCUUCUUGGGGCUGGAGGGAUGUUGUUCUGUGACCCCUUAUUCCAGCAAUCACUCGUUCAGGUAGUACGAGAAAAUCCUCAAAUAUUCAGCCAGUCUCAUUCGCGGCCUCCUGCCUCUGCGGAUUCGUGGUCCGGUCUGCCUGUUAUCUUUGAUGAAGUGUUCACGGGCAUGUAUCGGCUCGGUCGUCGCACCGCUGCAUCGUUGCUAAAUGUUGACCCGGACGUUUCCGUGCAUGCAAAGCUACUGACUGGCGGCCUGAUGCCUCUCUGCACAACUCUGGCCAGCAAUGAAAUAUUUGAGACAUUCGAUAGCCCACACAAGUCCGAUGCAUUGCUACACGGCCACAGUUACACGGCUAACCCCGUCGGGUGCUCGGUUGCAGUGGCAUCUCUCCAGAAAAUGGAGAGCAUGGAGCAUACUGGGUACUGGAACGAAUAUGUGCAAGAUUGGAAACGGGCUAGCACAUCACCAAUUGGAAAUAAUACGAGGAGCCUUUCUGGGCCCGAGAUAUGGAGCUGUUGGCCGCAGGCCCUUGUCUCGGAUUUAUCUUAUGCGGAAGACGUUGAGAGCGUGUUUGCAAUUGGAUCAGUCUUGAGUAUUACGCUGCGAGACCAAAAUGGUGGAGGAUACACAUCCAAUGCAGCAAGUGGGCUGCAAAAGAAACUGACGGCCGGUGAAGGGCCAUUUAACAUCCAUUCCCGGGUUCUGGGAAAUGUGCUUUACCUUAUGGCUAGUGUUACCUCGACGCAAGAAGUACUGUACAAGGUAGAGACAUUGUUACGAAAAUCGCUGGUCGAAGAGAACAGAGAAUGUGGUAUUCAGGAGGAGGUUGCAGUUCGAUAUGCAACCCUCAGGUGUUAA